UGAGAUGACAGGCUGGUUAUAUUUGAGUCUAUAUGUUUAGAUUCUUGAGCAGCAAUUCUUCUUCACAAAGUCUAAACCAGCACAUAUGCUUGGUUUUAAAGCAUUUUAACUUGUAAGCCGCUUCGAGUUGGUAAGGCGUUUUCCUAUCUUAAAUGAGAUUGCAUGUUUAAAACUUAGAGGUAGAGCGCUCGAAUAAGAAUUAGUCCGGAUGUGACAAAUUUAAAAGUGCCGACUCGUAAUUGAAAUCCGUCCAAACUUACAAAGUUGAACUGUCAUACGAAACUAUGCCUUGAAUAAAGAUUCACAAUUUCACAGUUCAAUAAUUGUUCAUUUAUUGUUUGAUUUCUAGAAGUAGAAAGACAGCUGGUACACUUAGGACAGAAGACACAAGAAGAACAACUAUCUUACAUUAGAUUUAAUGGAUAAUUUUUUAUGGAAAUAUUUCCCGAAUAAAUGGCAAAGUUUGAGGAAGACAAUUCAACGGUAUUAAAAAAAAAAAAAUUAACGGUAUUAAAAAAAAAAUUAGAAGCAAGGAGCUCGAAACGACGUCGUGUACAGUUGUCGUCAUGCAAAGAAUUAAGUUGAAGUGACGCUACUUUACAUUUUUAAUCACGCUAAGUAGAUUUAAUGAGCAUGUUUUACCUUUUAAACAAUGCACACAAACUGUUCGGUAAAAUUCCCCAACGAAACUCUCGCACCAAAACCGCUCUGUAUUGCGUUCAUUACACUUCUUAUUAUGAUGUCUCAACAGAUAUUCAUCGCGAAAACGACAGCGUAGUAUCAUGGACAUAUAAAAUUUCCAAGCUGGUAAGCAAAAACCAGCAUGAACAGGCGAUUAAGCUGUUCAAAACUAUGCUAUUGACUGACCAGCGGCCUAAUUUUGUGACGCUAGUAAGCGUAAUACGUAGCUUAGGUGCAUUUAAUUGCCAAGAUUUAAUAAGGGUAGCUCAUGGUUUUGUGAUCAAGUCAGGGUUUGAUUUAGAAGCUCCUGUAUUGACAGUUCUGCUUGGAUUUUACUCAUUGUUUGAUAUCGAAAUUGCUCGGAAAUUAUUCGAUCAGAAGCUACAUUAUGAUGUCGUAUUGUGGAGUGCAAUGGUGUCAGCUUAUGUUAAGAAUGAGAAGUAUGAGGAGGGGAUUGAAUGUUUUCGGAGAAUGGUGAACUAUGGUGUGGAAGCUAAUUAUGUGACUGUUGUUAGUGUUUUGCCUGUUUGUGGUCGUCUUGGUAGGUUAUGUUUUGCGAAAGAGAUUCACGGGUUCUGUAUAAAAAAGAUGUUAUACUCUUUAACAAUUGUCCAAAACUCGAUUAUGGAUGUGUAUGCGAAAUGUGGAGAAUUUGAGUCUUCUGUUUCUGUUUUUGACGAGAUUUGGGAGAAAGAUUUGGUUUCGUGGAGAACUAUGAUUUGCAUAUGCAUUGAGAAUGGUUGUCCUAGAAAAGCAUUGGAUGUUUUCUUAAAGAUGCAAUCUUCUACCAUCGGACCAGAUGAAAGUGUUAUACGUGAUAUUGUGCUUGCAGCAUUACAAGCAGAAGAGCUUAAAUUUGGAUUGGGAUUUCACACUUACAUAGAGAAAAACGGAUUCUUAGCUUUUGUUUCAAUUGGGACUGUACUUCUACAGAUGUAUGGUAAAUUCAGUGAGUUCGUUUCAGCUUGGAUGGUGUUUAGUGAGCUGAAAUUUAAAGAUAUUAUUGCAUGGAGCGCGACGAUCGCAGUAUAUGCACGAGGAGGGAAACCUUAUGAAGCUAUAAAUGCAUUUGGACAGAUGCAAUCCUUAAACGAGAAACCUAAUGAGAUCACAUUUGUUAGCUUAUUACAAGCGUGUUCCGCAGUAGGUGCUAAAGAGCUUGGAGAAAGCAUUCAUGGAUUCAUUACUAAAGCCGGUUACUCAUCCAAUACUUAUUUGAAAUCCACUUUAAUUGAUUUAUACUGCAAACUGGGAAGCAUAGAGCGAGGGAAAGCUGUAUUUGAUGAAAUUCCCACUAAAGACUUAAUUAGUUGGAGUUCAAUGAUUAAUGGAUACGGGUUGAAUGGAUGCGGUUUUGAGGCUCUUGAAACUUUUACAAACAUGUUGAACUGUGGCAUCAAGCCCAACGGCACAAUUUUCAUUUCCAUCUUAUCAGCCUGUAGUCAAGGUGGGUUACAACAUGAGGGUUACAAAAUGUUUUAUUCUAUGCAAGAACAGUUUGGAAUUACUCCGAAACUCCCACACUAUGCUUGCAUGGUAGACUUGCUAAGUCGCCAUGGAAAUAUUGAAGAGGCUCUUAUGUUUGUGAAGAAAAUGCCAGUUGUGCCAGAUAAAAGAAUAUGGGGAGCUCUUCUUGCAGGUUGUAGAUCAAAAUGUGAUGGGUCAAUUGAGGUGGCAGAGUUUGCAGUACAACAGCUUAGUACACUAGACCCUGAGAAUACAAGCUAUUACGUGACUUUAUUAUUAGACUUACAUGCAAAGCAGGGUAGAUGGAAGGAUAUGGAUAGACUUACAAAAUUAGUGGAUGAUGAGGGUAUCUUAUUUCCUUCUCUGUUCUAUGCAUACACUCCAUUGCUCAAUAUCUUGCAUGCAGGGUUUGCCUGUUCAGAAAUGAAAAGAGGAAUCCUUGAAGUCCUACUUGUUCACGCGGAGGGCGUCGAGCACACAAAUCUCGUUGGAACACCGGCCUAUUAUGUCAUUAUACAAUGUGGAAAUAGAGUUCAUAAAAGCAAAGUUUCGUCAGGUAAAGAUGAGCAGGCGUGGUGGAAUGAGAAAUUCAGGUUUGAAUUUCCAAUAGCUGAUUGGAAACACAUGACCCAUCUAAAAUUCAGAAUUAUGGAUAAGGAAUUCUUCACAGAUGGUGGAUUUGUUGGCGAAACCAUAAUUUUCCUUGGAGGAAUAAUAGAUGAGGGUGCUAAUAACGGAAGUGUAGAACUGAAACCAGCUUCAUACAAUGUAGUACAAGAAGAUGACACUUACAAAGGAGAGAUUAAAAUUGGGCUCAAGUUCAUCACCAAUAAAGAAGGGCAUAUGCAGAGAAGGGCAUUUGAGGCCCCGGUACAUGAACCUAGGCAAUCAUUACUCCGAUCAAUCACCAAUUUCUUGAAAUCUUCAUGGUUGGAGUUCUGGAAUUAUUGCAGUAGAUUGAUAUGCAAGAAUAAGGUGAAGAAAAAUUAGAUUAGGAUAACUAAAUUAAGUGAAUCAAAUGUUUUUCUUAUUUCUGAAAAUAAUAGAAUUGAUUGAUCAAGAAAAGUUCAAUAAUAAUAGAGUAGCCAACUAAUAAUUCCCUUUUCAUGUAACAUUGGUUUAUAAUCAAAUUUUGAAUAAUCUGUUUCUGUU
Mercurialis annua (annual mercury) is the source of this 3300-nucleotide messenger RNA. Its product is annotated as putative pentatricopeptide repeat-containing protein At3g01580. Gene Ontology annotation, molecular function: RNA binding; protein binding. Bases 628 to 3138 code for a protein of 836 amino acids. NCBI's taxonomy places the organism in Eukaryota, Viridiplantae, Streptophyta, Magnoliopsida, Malpighiales, Euphorbiaceae. Gene Ontology annotation, biological process: RNA modification. The transcript has 6 exons. The record is from RefSeq and is a predicted model, not a curated record.